Propithecus coquereli (Coquerel's sifaka) is the source of this 2028-nucleotide messenger RNA. It is a transcript of the gene MTMR7, whose product is annotated as myotubularin related protein 7. Bases 1 to 1782 code for a protein of 593 amino acids. The record is from RefSeq and is a predicted model, not a curated record. The transcript is spliced from 13 exons. Gene Ontology annotation, molecular function: phosphatase activity. Gene Ontology annotation, biological process: dephosphorylation. NCBI's taxonomy places the organism in Eukaryota, Metazoa, Chordata, Mammalia, Primates, Indriidae.
AUGGAGCACAUCCGCACGCCCAAGGUUGAAAAUGUCCGCUUGGUAGAUCGAGUAUCUCCUAAAAAAGCAGCCCUGGGUACUUUGUAUUUGACGGCUACUCACGUCAUAUUCGUGGAAAAUACACCUGACACGAGAAAAGAGACGUGGAUUCUUCAUAGUCAGAUUUCCACCAUCGAAAAACAGGCAACAACUGCGACUGGAUGCCCCCUGCUCAUUCGCUGCAAGAACUUUCAGAUAAUACAACUCAUCAUACCUCAGGAAAGGGAUUGCCAUGAUGUGUAUAUCUCCCUGAUACGCCUCGCAAGGCCAGUGAAAUAUGAGGAGUUAUAUUGCUUUUCCUUCAACCCCAUGCUGGAUAAAGAAGAAAGAGAGCAAGGCUGGCUGCUGAUCGAUCUUAGUGAAGAAUACAAGCGAAUGGGCCUCCCCAAUAAUUACUGGCAGCUCAGCGAUGUGAACAGAGACUACAGAGUUUGUGACUCUUAUCCUACUGAACUGUACGUUCCCAAAUCGGCCACGGCACACAUCAUAGUGGGCAGUUCCAAGUUCCGGAGUAGACGGCGAUUUCCUGCCCUUUCUUACUACUAUAAAGGGAACCACGCCUCCAUUUGCCGGAGCAGCCAGCCCCUGUCCGGUUUCAGCGCCCGGUGCCUGGAGGAUGAGCAGAUGCUCCAGGCCAUCAGGAAAGCCAAUCCAGGAAGCGACUUCAUUUACGUCGUUGACACUCGGCCUAAACUUAAUGCAAUGGCAAAUCGUGCUGCAGGGAAAGGCUAUGAGAAUGAAGACAAUUAUUCCAAUAUCAAGUUUCAGUUUAUCGGGAUAGAGAACAUCCAUGUCAUGAGGAACAGUCUGCAGAAAAUGCUGGAAGUGUGUGAACUUAAAUCUCCCUCCAUGAGUGACUUCCUGUGGGGACUGGAGAACUCUGGCUGGUUAAGGCACAUUAAGGCCAUCAUGGAUGCAGGAAUCUUCAUUGCAAAGGCGGUUUCGGAGGAAGGGGCAAGCGUGCUGGUUCACUGUUCUGACGGCUGGGACAGGACGGCCCAGGUGUGCUCCGUGGCGAGCCUCCUGCUGGAUCCGCACUACCGGACCCUGCGGGGCUUCAUGGUAUUAAUUGAAAAGGAUUGGAUUUCCUUUGGUCAUAAGUUUAAUCACAGAAUUCAAGAAAGAACAUACUCAUUAUGGGCUCAUCUGUGGAAGAAUCGGGCUGACUACUUGAAUCCUCUGUUUAGAGCUGAUCACAGCCAGACCCAGGGAAGCCUUCAUCUUCCCACAACACCAUGCAACUUCAUGUACAAGUUUUGGAGUGGCAUGUAUAACCGCUUUGAAAAGGGGAUGCAGCCCCGACAGUCAGUUACAGAUUACCUUAUGGCAGUGAAGGAGGAGACGCAGCAGCUGGAGGAGGAGCUGGAGGCCCUGGAAGAAAGGCUGGAAAAAAUUCAGAGAGUCCAGUUAGAUGACACUAAAGUGAAGAGUAAGCAAAGUGAACCCAGCAGACACUCAGGGUUUUCUACCUCAGACAACAGCACAGCCAACACUCCCCAGGAUUACAGCGGGAACAUGAAGUCGUUUCCGUCCAGGAGCCCUUCACAAGGUGACGAGGAUUCCGCUCUGAUUCUAACCCAAGACAAUUUGAAAAGCUCGGAUCCAGAUCUGUCAGCCAACAGUGACCAAGAGUCCGGGGUGGAGGAUUUGAGCUGUCGGUCUCCAAGUGGUGGCGAGCAUGCGCCGAGUGAGGACAGUGGCAAGGACCGGGAUUCCGACGAAGCUGUGUUUCUCACUGCUUGAAGUUUCCCUUUGGAGUUCCAAAGUAAAGGACACGCAAGAAACACUUCCAAAAAUAAGGGAACAGUGCAAUUUAAAAUUUAAAAAACAAAACAAAAACACCUCAAGAAAUGGUACAUGUCAUUGAGAAUUAUAAAAUGCAGCUAUGAAAAGGGAAAAAAUGUCUUAGUUUCUUUAGAUAUUGAAGGACAGGAAGUAGCCAUUUCUUUUAUCAAAUAUAAGGAAAAUUAUUCACCAUUUUGAAACUCA